GUAUAAAAACAAAAACGAUACAAUUGUUAUUUUGCUGCAAUAUUUGAAUCUGGUCACAUUUUCCCUUUGGCUUCAUGGAAAGACCUGCUCGGAGAAGUUUGUCUAAAAGAAUCGUAUCCGGAGACUGGAAGCGCCGCUUUAGGAUGUUGACGAGUAUUGACGACCUUCGAUCCCUCCGCUUCUGGAAGGCCGUAGUGGCCGAAUGUGUCGGGUCACUCCUGCUGAUUCUUGUAGGUUGUGGUUCGUGCAUAGAUUGGGAUAAGGAAAACAAAGUGGUGAGGGUAUCUCUUUGUUUUGGGCUUUGCUAUGCCACUGUUAUCUGGACGUUUAAUCACGUGAGUGGUGGUCACAUAAACCCCUCUAUCACGUUUGCUCAUUUUGUGACGAGGCGAGUGAGUUUGGCUCGGACUAUCUUGUACAUUGUGGCUCAGAUAAUUGGAGCCCUGAUCGGGGCUGGGAUUCUAAAGGGCCUCACGCCAUCAUCACGAGGCGGGGCCGCUACAAAACUUCACCCGGAGAUG
Saccostrea cuccullata (small rock oyster) is the source of this 521-nucleotide messenger RNA. RefSeq names its product aquaporin-4-like. Gene Ontology annotation, biological process: transmembrane transport; water transport. Gene Ontology annotation, molecular function: water channel activity. The record is from RefSeq and is a predicted model, not a curated record. The transcript has a single exon. Gene Ontology annotation, cellular component: plasma membrane. Lineage: Eukaryota; Metazoa; Mollusca; Bivalvia; Ostreida; Ostreidae. The annotation marks the transcript as partial.